This is a messenger RNA of Trichobilharzia regenti, 695 nucleotides long. The record is from the annotation of a GenBank genome assembly. NCBI's taxonomy places the organism in Eukaryota, Metazoa, Platyhelminthes, Trematoda, Strigeidida, Schistosomatidae.
AAAAUAAUGUCACUUCUUGGCCAAAAUCAUUUCAAUGCUUAACUGUCAGCUGACAGAUGUUGGAUCAGCAAAGUUGAAAGGAGCUGCAAUUCAAUUUAUGCUUAGUGCUGAUCGAGAUGAACGACUUGAAUCAUUCUGCACUAAUAAUGUUGGAUUGGAUACAUUACGUGAUGUUGUGGAAGCGCUCACACCUCCUUUGAAUUUUGAUGAACGUCAAGAUUGUUUCGCACCAUUAUUUCACUCAUCAGUCAUGAAAAUAUCAAAACUACGCAAAGGUAGGCUAGUCAGUGGUCGAAUAGAAAAUGUGACAACAUUUGGUGCAUUCUGUGAUAUCGGGGUGGAAGAGAAUGCCUAUAUUCCACAACAUGCAUACCCUCGAGGUGGAAGCGUGGUGGUGACAUGGUGAAACCGUCCGGAUUAUUAACUACUGGUUGUGGUGGUGCUAGUGAAGCAAAAACUAUGUUCACUUUACGUUUAGGUGAUCGAAUUAGAGCCAUGGUAGCUAGUGUGGAUGCAGAACAUCGUAGAAUAUCAUUAGAAAAUGUGGCUAUUAUGCAGAAUAAUAAAUGAUCAAUGUUGUAUAAAGCGAUGAAUAAUGUGCCUACUGUUUCGACAAUUAUUCGUAUUAUUGUAUACUUCUUGUUUCCUUUUUUCUAUUUUUAUUAUAGCCUUUUUAACACUAUUAUUAUUAUUAU